Messenger RNA from Silurus meridionalis, 945 nucleotides. RefSeq names its product guanylate kinase 1a (gene guk1a). Lineage: Eukaryota; Metazoa; Chordata; Actinopteri; Siluriformes; Siluridae. Gene Ontology annotation, molecular function: GMP kinase activity. Gene Ontology annotation, biological process: purine nucleotide metabolic process. The record is from RefSeq and is a predicted model, not a curated record. Bases 138 to 770 code for a protein of 210 amino acids. The transcript is spliced from 8 exons. Gene Ontology annotation, cellular component: cytosol.
GGAUCGCCGCUUUCGGGGCAAAUCGGCUUCGUGUGUGACGUCACGGGCGUGUGCGCGAUGCUGCUCCGAGUUCCGGGUGUGUUCCUCAGGAUCCUAGGAGGAUCUGCAGUUCCUUCUGGAGCUCGUGUUUCUCCCCGAUGUACCUGAGGUUGUUCUCCAGACUCUCCUCAGUGAUGGCAGGGCCGAGGCCAGUGGUGUUCAGUGGGCCCUCGGGUGCUGGGAAAAGCACACUACUCAAAAAGCUGCUGGGAGAAUUUGACGGCGUCUUCGGCUUCAGCGUGUCUCAUACAACACGGAAACCUCGUCCUGGAGAGCAGAAUGGAAAAGAUUAUCAUUACGUGAAAAGGGAGGACAUGCAGGCGGGAAUUGCUAACGGAGAUUUUAUCGAGAGUGCAGAGUUCUCAGGGAACAUGUAUGGAACCAGUAAAGCUGCAGUUCAGGCCGUUCAAGCCCAAAAUCUGAUUUGCAUUUUGGACAUCGACAUGCAGGGUGUGAAGAGCAUCAAGAAAACCAACUUAAACCCCAUCUACAUCUCCAUCCAACCUCCAUCCAUGGAUGUGCUGGAGAAGAGGUUAAGGGCAAGAAAGACAGAGACGGAGGAGAGUUUACAGAAGAGGCUCCAGGCUGCACUCAUAGAAGUGGAGUUCAGUAAAGAGGCGGGUCAGUUUGACGUGGUGAUCGUUAACGAUAAUCUGGACGAAGCGUAUGAGAAACUAAAAGCUGCUCUGCUCCAGGAAAUAGAAAAUGUCAAGAACAGCAGUAAAGCCUGAAGGUGCAGCAUCUGAGGACCAGAGCUCAGAGAGGCAACAUUCCCCACACACACACACACACACACACACACACACACACUCCACACACACUCCUCUCCCUCACAAGCAGCUGAGGAACGUUCUCACAGAUUCAGCAGGGAAACUUUAUUUUAAUAAACAUCUUUUUUUUUAUUAA